AUGGAGGGAAAUGCAAGCUCAAGAAGGCAUAGGGACAGCAGCAGCAGGGCUUUACUCUCAAAAAUCAAAGGUUUAUGCAGCUUGUGCAGCUCUGAUUUGCCGAAGGGGCAACAAGUUCUCACACUUACGAGAGAAUGUCAUGCGUAUAGAAUAGAUGUCUUGUUGAGAGUGCUAGUGGUUGUUCAGCAACUUCUGAAAGAGAACCGACAUGGAUCUAAGAGAGAUAUAUAUUACAUGCACCCAUCUGUAUUUUCAGAACAGUCUGUUGUGGACCGGGCAAUUAACGACAUAUGCAUCCUUCUGCAAUGCAGUCGUCACAACCUAAAUGUGGUCUCUGUUGGGAACGGGUUAGUGAUGGGAUGGUUACGGUUCUUGGAAGCUGAAAGGAAAUUUGAUUGCAUAAGUUCUCCUACGACUGCCUAUCCUAUCCCCGUGCAUGUUGAGGAAGUCAAAGAUAUUGUCAGUGUUGCCAAAUACAUACUCAUUGUGGAGAAAGAAUCAGUAUUCCAGCGUUUAGCUAAUGAUCGGUUCUGUAAUGCAAACCGUUGUAUUGUCAUCACAGGAAGAGGGUAUCCAGAUAUUCCCACCAGAAGGUUCUUGCGGCUACUUGUUGAGAAGCUGUUUCUGCCUGUCUACUGUUUAGUAGACUGUGAUCCAUAUGGCUUUGACAUCCUGAGUACCUAUAAAUUUGGUUCUAUGGUACAAUGGCUCGGAGCUUUUCCUUCAGAUUUUGAGAAAUAUGAUCUUCCGCAACAGUGUUUGCUCCCUUUGACAGCAGAAGACAAGAGAAGAACGGAAGCCAUGUUACUCAGAUGCUACCUUCAUAAGGAAGUGCCAGAAUGGAGGUUGGAGCUAGAGCUAAUGUUACAAAAGGGAGUAAAAUUCGAGAUUGAAGCAUUGUCUGUGCACACCCUUUCCUUCUUGUCAGAGCAGUACAUACCCGCAAAGAUUCAGAAAGUUGAAAUUCUCCCUGGAUACAAUAUCAAGAGUUGA
This is a messenger RNA of Dovyalis caffra, 993 nucleotides long. The record is from the annotation of a GenBank genome assembly. Lineage: Eukaryota; Viridiplantae; Streptophyta; Magnoliopsida; Malpighiales; Salicaceae.